AUGUCCAAUCAAACCCCUCCCUCAUUGAAAGACCAAGCGGUCGGCCUCUUGGAUCCGGCCUAUCUGAUGUUGUGGGCAAUGUCUCAUUACAUUCAUGUUUGCAAAGAAGCCGUAUUCACCCACGGCCAGGUCUUCGCUCCCAUUUUCCAAACUACCAGACUGAGAGACGAGGCGUUUGGAAGAUUCUGGGUCGAAUUUACGAAGCCCCGCGAUGAUCCCAAUGCCGAACCAGUCGGCAGCUCGGCGCUGAUUCCGCCAAUUCUCAAAACAGCUCGCGGGGUCGUCCUCGACAUCGGCCCGGGCACAGGAACACAGAUGCCCCUUUUGCGCUCCAAAGAAAUCACAGCACUGUAUGGCGCUGAGCCGUGUCGCAGUCUGCACAGCGAGCUGCGCGCGAAGACAAUUGCCGAGGGCGUAUCUGAAAAGUACCACAUUAUGCCAUGCGGCGUCUCUGCCAAGGAGCUCAUUCCUGCUCUCCGAGAUACGGAGACCGGUGUGACUGAGGCGUACGACUCAAAGCCCGAGAACGGAGUUUUCGAUACUAUCCUCUGUGUGCGUGUUCUCUGCUCUAUUCCUGAUAUGGAGAAGACGACCAAGGAGCUGUAUGGGCUGUUGAAGCCUGGUGGCCGGCUGCUGGUUACGGAGCACGUGGUUAAUAAGUGGACGACUGCAAAGGGGUCUGUGGCUGGGAGACUUGCGCAGGCGUUUUAUAUGCUGCUUGGGUGGAGGUUUUACAUUGGGGAUUGUUGCUUGGAUCGGGAUACCGAGAAGGUCCUAAGGGAGGCUGCGAGCGUGGAUGGGGGCUGGGAAUCUGUUGACUUGGAGAAGUCCUUUGAGUGGUCGGCUAUGCCGUAUCUUUCUGGUAUUUUGACCAAGAAGAGCAUUUAA
Molecule: messenger RNA, 888 nt
Organism: Penicillium verhagenii
Lineage: Eukaryota; Fungi; Ascomycota; Eurotiomycetes; Eurotiales; Aspergillaceae
Product: class I SAM-dependent methyltransferase
Exons: 3
Coding region: 1-888 (295 amino acids)
Source: RefSeq, a predicted model, not a curated record